UUGCUCCUUUCCGCGCCGGCGUGUCGGUGCAGCGUACCCACGCGCGGACACUGGGCCACGUGGACGUUUGCGUGGGCGCUCUUCGAGGCAUUUAGUCGAGGUCGGAGCUAUCACCUGCGACAUCGCGGCCAGCGUUUCGAGAACCACCGAAAGCACUCGACGAUUCUCGGAGAAGAUCGGCCAGGGUGGUUCCCGGGUGAACGAGGGGAAAGCGAGGACCGGCGUACAUCGCCGUCUUGAAAUGCCCCUCGCUCAACGAGAAGAGUUAUCUCCGAGAGGAGGCUGUGAGUGAUCUACUCUUCUUCCGCGGUAUAAGGAGUUAAGGAGUUAACUGCCGUCACUUUGACGCCAGACUUCCACUUAACUCAAAAGCAGCCAGGCAAUAUGCCAGUGUACGUAAAGCUUAAUUCGAGUUACCAUGCUCCGCAAGGUCGGGAACGUUGGCUUGAUAAGCGUUUUUCACAAUUGAGGCGGUUAAGCAGCCGAGACGUAAGUUACGAACCUAACAAGUUGGAAUGUUCUUUCUCUGUGAGUUUUAUCCUUUCUUAGAAAAAUCCAACGAUCGAUGUACUCCGGACGACGUGAGGUUGCGGUCAGACGAUUUUCCGAGACACUCGGCCAGAGUAUCGAAAAGUCUUUUGACAAAAGAACCGCAUCAAUUCAAGAUUGGAUCCCGAGUGGUGUGGGGCGUGCGCCUGAGCGACAAGAUCAUCCUUCAGCGCGUGUCCGAAACUGGUAGAACCGAGGGAGAGAGAGAGCAGUUUCAUCGUCGAACGGUUCUGGGGAAGUUCGUCGACUAUCCGAGAAGAUUAACGAAUAGUGGAUGUACAGCUUCUAAGGGAACUGAAAGAGUAGAGAUGGUUAACGAUCAAUCUCCUGGACGCCUAUUAGCAAACUUUCGGACCCGCGCAAUCGCCGUUUCUUUCGAAAGUCAGCGUCUCGGCAUUUGUUCUACGUAUUCGUCGAGUAUCGAGCGGAAGGGAGUAACUGGUAAACUGUAUUCGGGCGAAUGCCGAACACAGGGUGGACCCAUCUCCUGGCCUCCAGCCUCGCCCGUGGCGCCACCUGUGUGUGCAGACCGCAACCCGUGCGAGACCGGCCGAUCGCACAAAGGCACUUUCUUUAAUUGAAUCGCUGGGCCAGGCGCACGGCUAGACACACGAGGAAGCGAUUCUCGUGUAAUUGAAUUACGUGCAUCGAAUACGCGCCUGCUUGCACCCAACUACGAGGUGCCGUCGCCCUCUAUCGUCGAUCUGAGUAUGUUACUUUCUCACGGGAUGUGCUUUGAUUGAAUUCCUUAAUGGUUUUAAAUCACUUUCAAACUCGUUAAAGUUAAAAACCCGAAGUUUCACGCUCGUUUACAGAGCGUCUUUCGUCUAGCGUGAACUUUAUUGCUGUCAGGUACUUUAUAAAUGUUUUUACAUAACACCGCAAAUACUGAAGAAUUAAAAAUUUAAGGUUACUACGGUGACGAAUACAAUAACGGUCAUUCAUAUAUGUGGAGAUGUAUAUGGGUAUUGUGAUCGAAAAAUACGACGUUAGUAGUUCACCAUGUGCCCUUUUCAAGUGCAUAUUGCAACGAUAUUUUUGUAAAUUACCAAGGAUAUAUACGUAUGAUAAAUUUCAAUCAAAUAUGUUUCAUUCCGCCCGUAAAAAGAAGUUGGAGAAACAACGUCAUCGAAUUCGUCAAUCGUGCAUGUUGAACCGUAUAUCGUGAAAUCGAUUAACUUUACACCAGUAGCUAUUUUUAACUGAAAAAAAAUCAGUUAUUGAGAGAUUUAUUUGGGCUUGAAUUUAUAACGCACCAUGCAGUGUUUACCGGUGCAUAUUUUUAAUACCCGUCACAGAUUAAAAUUGUCAGUCUCGGGUGAAUUUAAUUUUCCCUCGCAACUUCACGAAUGACAGAAAAAUCCUCCAAUUAAACCGGAAAAUGGAGAAUGUGAACAUGAAAAUCUCUCUCUUGAAUGUGAACGUGGAAAUGGAAAAGGCCGGAAUUAAAAACAGUAAUGGAAAACCCUAAGAUUAAAACCAUCCCGGGUUAAACAGCUUUCUGCCUCAGAGAAAAAUCCAGCAGUAGUUACACAUUUACUUUUUAAACUACUUGAACCGAAAGAAGCUUUCUCGUAUACAUACCCUCUGAUGUAUUAUUAAUGUCACUAAAUUAAAAGUAUCAAAGUAAGUAUGUAAAUGGCCAGCAAUUUACGGAAGAAGCUCAUAUAUGAGCUCAUAACUCUGUGACUUUGUUUUCGCACAAGUAUUCCAAGCUUUUAA
This is a messenger RNA of Orussus abietinus, 2271 nucleotides long. RefSeq lists its product as uncharacterized. NCBI's taxonomy places the organism in Eukaryota, Metazoa, Arthropoda, Insecta, Hymenoptera, Orussidae. The transcript is spliced from 5 exons. The record is from RefSeq and is a predicted model, not a curated record. Bases 516 to 1130 code for a protein of 204 amino acids.